CUUGUGAGAACCUGGGAGGAAGGCAGAAGAAGCACUUUGCUCCCAGGUUGUGGAGAACGCGCAAGGAUGGCCCCCACCAAAAAAGGGAAGGGGAAAAAAUCAGCAAAGCAAAAGAAAAACACUGGGCCAGAUGAGGAAAAGUACAGAAAAGCAGUGCUGGAGGUUGAUACCUUAAAGCAGCACCUUGUUCUCCGGAGGGAUAUGGCCAGACAGGCGAUGGCUGACAGUGAAGGACUCAAGCAGAGGCUGCUAGAUCUGGAGAAAGAACUGGAGGAGGCUCGAGGGGACAAAAAAGAUAUUUAUGAAGAGAUGAUCCGCAAGUACCAGCAGCUUCAGCACCAGACUGAUACCCGGAUCCAUCGUUUAGAAGCAGAGACGCAGAACUUGCAAGCACAACUUGCUGCCUGCCAAGGUGAUCUGCUACAAAGCCAGCUGGACCAGGCAAGGAUGCUGGAAGAGAAGGACAAGGCCGUGGCCGAGAUGCAGCGCAAGGUUGACGAGAUGGAGACAGAAUAUGAAAAAAUCCUUCAUGGCAGCCUGGACUGCGUCCUCUCCAAACUGCAAAGUGCCAAGCUCACCUGGGAGAAGGAGGCUACUGUCAUCCACAUGGACUAUAAGCACCAGCUGAAGGACUUUGGUCUUAAUCCAUUGUACAUCUGAAGGGAGAGGUCAUCAGAGCAUGGGCCACCCACCUCCUACCUAAUCCUCAACUCGGUUUGAUAUUGUGACUUCAACUGCUAUCAACCCCCAAAUGUGGAGGAAUAAUAAAGAGUGUGUCUGAGCGCA
Messenger RNA from Podarcis muralis (Common wall lizard), 786 nucleotides. It is a transcript of the gene DRC12, whose product is annotated as dynein regulatory complex subunit 12 homolog. The record is from RefSeq and is a predicted model, not a curated record. NCBI's taxonomy places the organism in Eukaryota, Metazoa, Chordata, Lepidosauria, Squamata, Lacertidae.